Alosa alosa (allis shad) is the source of this 3410-nucleotide messenger RNA. It is a transcript of the gene fam78ab, whose product is annotated as family with sequence similarity 78 member Ab. Lineage: Eukaryota; Metazoa; Chordata; Actinopteri; Clupeiformes; Clupeidae. Bases 1545 to 2390 code for a protein of 281 amino acids. The record is from RefSeq and is a predicted model, not a curated record. The transcript is spliced from 2 exons.
ACCAGCCCUCUAGUAGUAACAGAAUGUUGCAGGCGGGGGAACCUGCAGUGAUCGCGAUGGGACUCUAUGAGAUAGCGAGAUGGACUAUUGGGGAUGAUUGUAUGAAAACGCGUUAGCACGGUGAAUAUCACAUGGGGGAUAGCAGUGUAUUGGUCCUGGCUUUUUGCGUCAUUACAGUAAGGUCGUUUUUAUAAUAUUUGAUGACAAUUACCAAUUUAAAGCAGAGGAUAGAAAGUUGACCUGAUUGCCUUUGGAUGUUGCGGUGCUCAUUGUAACCGGCGGUGAUGUUAAUGUAAGUUGCAAUUAAUAGGUUAACUAUCUGCUGGACUUGUAUUCUAAUCCUACAGAGGAAAAGAGGAGAAGAGGGCAACAGGAAUCUGACAUUUUACGGAACUGUCUCGAGAGAUUGAAAGCAAACUGUUUGCAAAGGACAUUUGUAAAGACGUAUCCAUAUUUACCCAAAGUGUUCAUUUGUGUAUUUGUAUUUAAGUAAUUAGUCAGUGCUGAAACGCACCAUUAUGGCACAUUGCUGUUAAAGCCAUAAUGGAAAUGUCUGUGGUGUUUAUGAAACAGUAUUGGUCUUGGCCAUUUAAUUUAAUUAUUUUCAAAGAGAGGAACUAGUUCAGCAUGACAGUUUUAGUCACAUUUCGACACACUGCACGAACUUUAGGCUACUGCUGAAGAGACAAGGUGAAUGAUCUUUCAGGUUGCAGCCUUUUAGAAACUUUUAGGUUCAUUAUGAUAGAAACAUCUUCGUCAUGUUAGUCAUGAUUUUAUUAAUUGUUCCAAAUGUGCUAUUUUGUAUGACCGACUGAUGCCAGCAUUAAAUGCCAACAUUGUUAUUAUUACAUAAUAACGACAGAGUAGUGGACACAUCCUUCAUGUCUAGAGUAGAAAACACAUUACCCUGAUAGUGCUUGCUGACCUUUGCUGUUUAAAUGUUAGAUAUUUGGAUCUUAUUUUCAAAAUAACACGUACGUUACAUUAGGGAAGAAAUUCAUUUUAGGGCACUAAGAUGUUUUUUUCAAUAACCCUGUGACGUGACACUAGCUUACGAUAUGACGUCGAGAUGUUACGUUAGCAGUUAUUGUAAACUAUGGUUAGGUCACAAUAAAACAGCGUAUUCUGUCGCUUCCCAUCAAUGAAAAGGCUCAAGUGCAGCAUGAUGCGUCCCAGACUAUUGAAGCCGUCAAUGACUCCAAGGACUGUCGACGAGAAGGGCAUGGGAUCAUAAGUGACACUGGUCUGUUAAUGGAGGAAGUGAACCGAAAGGAAAUAGAAAGUUGACAUCAGUGUUUUUUGAAAGAGGACUGUGGAUGCACAGACAUGCAGCUGUGGAUGGGACCAGACAGUCGCCAAAUGGGAUAGAGUUGACCGAACUGUCGACACUCGUGGAUUACAGAACAUUUCCAUCAUUGCAACACACAAACAGGCGCGCGCGAAGAAGUCAUCUAAAGGACGUUCCCAAAACACACCCAGAUAAAUGCUAAAUUACUAAUUCAUCAUGCGGACAAAGUUGAUGUAAAAAAGAGAGCGCAGUGUCCAUGCGUGUCUCUCCUGAGGUCUGGACCUUGGUUUGGAUUGUGUUGUUCUUUAAUGCCAUGGGCUGCAUCCAGAGUAUCAGGUGUAAGCCGAAGAGUUUCCGCGAGAGUAUCAGCGUUUUGGAAGUGAACUCCUCCAUUGACCCAAACCCCACCAGCAUAGACGAGUCCUCCAGCGUGGUGCUGCGAUACAGGACACCGCAUUUCCGAGCCUCGGCUCGGGUUCUGGUACCGCCGGUGGCCGGGAAAGAGACGUGGACCGUUGGCUGGAUUCAAGCAUGCAACCAUAUGGAGUUCUACAACAAAUACGGAAACAAAGGGAUGUCCAGCUGGGAGCUUCCGGACCUGCGGGACGGUAAAAUCCACGCCAUAAGUGACUCGGACGGCGUGAACUACCCCUGGUACGGCAACACCACAGAGACGUGCACCAUUGUGGGCCCCACCAAGAAGGACACGCGCUUCACGGUCAGCAUGAACGACAACUUCUACCCGAGCGUGACGUGGGGCGUGCCGGUCAGCGACAGCAACGUCCCGCAGCUGAGCAGCAUCCGCCGCGACCAGAGCUUCACCACGUGGCUAGUGGCCAUCCACCAGGGCACGGGCGAGACGCUGGUGCUGCAGACGGUGCGCUGGCGGAUGCAGCUGCACAUCGCCGUGGACCCAGACAAGCCGCUCGGCCAGCGGGCGCGCCUCUGCGACCCUGUGGCCCAGGAGCAGCCGCAGGUGCUGGUCAAGAAUGAGGCCAUCCCGGCCAACGCCAUGGUCAAGCCCAACGCCAACGACGCUCAGGUGCUCAUGUGGCGGCCAAAGACGGGCGACCCCAUCGUGGUCAUCCCGCCCAAGUACUGACUGACCGACUGACCCCUCGACCCCUGAACCCUGACCUCUCGAGCCCCUGCAGGCGCGUCCUGUCUCCUUUUCUAAACGCAGAGAUGCGGAGAGCACGGACCGGAGCAGGACUCUCCUCCUGGAGAGGGAGAGGGAGAGAUGAACAGAUCAAACUGGAAUAAAACCAAGAACUACAACUAUUCUACCUUCAAACUGGGUCGGGAUUCACUGUGCUAUAUAUAGACAUUGCAAAAAAAAAGGAAAGACACAAAAAAGAAGAAGAAUGAUUUGGAGCUUGUUUUGUUUGUUUUGUUUGUUUUGUUUGUUGUUUUUUUCAGUGGGAGUUCAGAAGAGAAUGAUGAGUAUUUGUUUAUUGAGAAGGUUGGCACAUGCACAUAUGCACAGCUUUUUGGUGGUGUUAUAGUCUAAGGUGUGUGAAGGAACGGGCAUUUUUGUAAUGGAAAGCACCUUUGGGCUUCGACUAGAUGAGGCGGGCGUACAGACGCUGUGUUUGAGUGACACGCUCGUGUACUAGUGUAGACAUUCAAUCCAUGCUGCCUUAUGUUUACAUUGCUUUUUUCACUCAGACUUGUAGCCUUAAAAUGAUGUGCAAUGCAGUAUUCCUCCCUCACACACACACACACACACUUACCUGGUCCGCAUCCGCUGCUGGUCUGUGACCCGGGACCCGUCCAGAGUUUGGAGAGAACAGGCUAGUGGAGAUCUCCACAGCAACCAUACCCCUCGUCCAACCAAUCUGUGAUGUGCUCCUGAUCGUGACAAGGUCAGAGGUCAAGGUCAGACAUGGAGACAGUACUUUUAUGUGCUCCUGAUCGUGACAAGGUCAGAGGUCAAGGUCAGACAUGGAGACAGUACUGUGAUGUGCUCCUGAUCAUGACAAGGUCAGAGGUCAAGGUCAGACAUGGAGACAGUACUGUGGCGUGUGACUGGAUAAGUUGUAGUUCUUGUAGCAUUUGCAGCUUUUAUAGAACACAAUAGUAGCCGGCGAACACUCUGGGGGGGUCAGACAGGCCAACUGGA